Molecule: messenger RNA, 1397 nt
Organism: Neomonachus schauinslandi (Hawaiian monk seal)
Lineage: Eukaryota; Metazoa; Chordata; Mammalia; Carnivora; Phocidae
Gene: ZNF621
Product: zinc finger protein 621
Exons: 5
Coding region: 67-1386 (439 amino acids)
Biological process (GO): regulation of transcription by RNA polymerase II
Molecular function (GO): RNA polymerase II cis-regulatory region sequence-specific DNA binding; DNA-binding transcription factor activity
Source: RefSeq, a predicted model, not a curated record
UCCUCUCCUAAGGUUCUUGCUUUUCCAAAUCAAGAAGACAGUGCACGGAGCCAGGGGACAUCAGCCAUGCUCCAAACAUCUUGGCCUCAGGAGCCAGUGACCUUUGAGGACGUGGCCGUGUACUUCACCCAGAAUCAAUGGGCCAGCCUGGACCCCACGCAGAGGGCCCUGUACCGGGAGGUGAUGCUGGAGAAUUAUGCGAGUGUGGCUUCCCUGGUAGUGUUUCCAUUCCCCAAACCUGAUCUGGUCUCCCAGCUGGAGAGAGGGGAAGCGCCAUGGGGCCCAGAUCCCUGGGAAGCAGAGGUUUUGAGAGGCAUCUGUCCAGGUGGUGAGUCCUGGAUCAAGGAGGAGGAGCCAGCUGUAAAGCAGGAAGCCUCUGAGGAGGCAGAAUUGCCCACAACGCCAGGAGGAGGACUUCUCAGAAACGUUUCCCAGCACUUUGACUUUAAAAGCAAGGCAACAUGGCAGACUUUCAGUCUGAAUCCGAAUCUGAUACUUCGGGGUGGGAUGAAGUUCUACGAAUGUAAAGAAUGUGGGAAAAUCUUCAGAUACAACUCAAAGCUGCUUCGGCACCAGAUGAGUCAUACUGGGGAAAAGCCCUUCAAGUGUAAGGAAUGCGGCAAAGCUUUUAAGUCCAGCUAUGACUGUAUCGUCCACGAGAAGAAUCACAUCGGAGAAGGGCCCUAUGAAUGUAAGGAGUGCGGCAAAGGUUUGAGUUCCAACACGGCCUUGACUCAGCAUCAGAGGAUCCACACUGGGGAGAAACCGUACGAAUGUAAGGAAUGUGGGAAGGCCUUCAGAAGAAGUGCAGCCUAUCUGCAGCAUCAGAGAUUGCACACCGGAGAGAAGCUGUAUAAAUGCAAGGAAUGCUGGAAGGCUUUUGGGUGUCGGUCACUUUUUAUCGUCCAUCAGAGGGUUCAUACGGGGGAGAAGCCCUACCAGUGUGAGGAGUGCGGCAAGGCCUUCACUCAGAAGAUAGCCUCCAUCCAGCAUCAGAGAGUGCACACCGGUGAGAAGCCCUAUGAGUGCAAGGUGUGCGGCAAAGCCUUCAAGUGGUAUGGCAGUUUUGUUCAGCACCAGAAGUUGCACCCUGUGGAGAAGAAGCCCGCCAAGGUUCUUGGGCCAUCCCUGAUGAAUCCCCCGUGCCCCCCUCCAGCCUUCUCUGCUAUUCCUGUCCAGGGCCCGUGCUCUGCUCCCCCCGUGGCCGCACCUUCACUGACCUUUCCACAUGUUGUGCUCAUUCCUACCUCCGGGCCUUUGUUCGUGCUACUGCCCGCACCUGGAAUGCCUUCUUCACCUGUCCAAAUAGUGCGUGUCUUCCAGGGCCUUCCUCCCACUGUGAAGCCGUCCCCAAUUAUGCUGGUCCCUUCCCCUCAUGCCUCAUGAGCUUUCUUUCA